AUAUUAAAUAAGUAAAAGAAAUACUCUUCAAAAUCCCGACAUUGUCCCUCCUCUCGCGCCUAACCCUGAUCUCCCCGUCUCCGAUCAUCUGUUUAGAUCGAUCCUCCGUCCCCGGCAGGCUUCUCCUGCUCUCCUGAUCAGGCUACGGACUGCGUGGGUUGGUUUCGAUCGCCGGCCAUGGCGUCCUUCCGACCGUUCCCACAUCCCCCUCCGUCGUCGUCCUUCGUCUCUCCUCCGGCUCCAAACCAAGCCCCUAUCCCUCCUCGCCCUCUCCACCCUCCCGUUGUCUCUGGAGCUGGCCAUCCGUACCCUCAGCAUGGGGGAUUCCCCGCCUCCGUUUACAGCGCAGCGGCUCCGCCUUACCAAUUCGGCAAUCCUUCCGCCGGACAGCAGCAUAACCAGCAGCAGUAUGCCUAUCCUCCGCCUCAGCCGCCGUCCAUCACAGGGCAGUCUCUAUCAUCUUCCUCCUUCCCUCCUCCGCCGCUCCCACAGCCUGGGCAACUUCCUCAUCCCCCGUAUUACCCUUCUUCACAGUACUCCUACUAUAAUCCUCCCCCUCAACCACCUCCUCCUCCCCCUCCUCCACCUUCGUCUCCUCCAAUCCACAGUUCCUCCUUUCCUCCUCCACCUCCCCCGCCAGCCUCCCCUCCCCCUCCACCACCGCCUCCCACCCAUCCGGAGCUCCCUCGGAAGUCCUCAGCCCCUGUACCCUCCACUGCCCCUGUUCCUGCCCACAAUUCUUUUAGACAUCAGAAGCCCCAUCCACCGCAUCCAGGAAAGGUUCUUUUACCCGGGCCUGGAAGGGUGGAGACGGAGGAAGAGAGGAGCGCAAGGAAGAGGAGGGAGUAUGAGAAGCAGAGGCAGGAGGAGAGGAGGCAGCUGAUGCUGAAGCAGUCACAGGCAAAGGUAUUGCAGAAGACUCAAAUAUUGGCGGCUACUACCGGUGGUGCUCGAGCUAGUGGUAGGCCGCAUGAGUCAAUGGUGGGAUCGAGGAUGGGUGAUAGGAGGACUACUCCGUUCCUGACUGGAGAUAGGGUUGAGAACAGGCUGAAAAAGCCGACGACUUUCAUAUGCAAGAUGAAGUUUAGGAAUGAGUUGCCAGAUCCAACAGCUCAGCCAAAGUUAUUAGCUAUGAAUACCAAUAAAGAUCGAUAUACUAAGUAUACUAUUACAUCAUUGGAGAAAACUUACAAACCCAAACUUUAUCCAGAGCCAGAUCUUGGAAUUCCUCUUGAUCUUCUAGACAUUUGUGUGUACAAUCUGCCUGCUGUUUGCCCACCCCUUGCUCCAGAAGACGAGGAGUUACUGCGCGACACUGAGGUAGAAACCCCCAUCAAGCAGGGUGGUAUUCGAAAGAAAGAGCGCCCUACAGAAAAGGGGGUUUCAUGGUUGGUUAAUACAGAAUAUAUUUCCUCUCUUAGCAUGGACACUGCCAAAACGUCCAUGUCUGAGAAGCAAGCAAAAGAAAUGCGACAGUCCAGGGAAGGUCGGAAUCAAUUUUUGGAAAACCUGAAUAGUAGAGAAAAGCAGAUUCAGGCUAUUGAAGAAUCCUUUAAGGCUUCCAACUUACCUCCUGUCCAUCAAACUAAUCGUUCAUUGAAACCUGUGAAGAUUAUGCCUUUGCUACCUGAUUUUGAGCGGUAUGACGAUCGUUUUGUGCUGGCAUCAUUUGAUGGUGAACCUACUGCUGAUGUGGAGAUGUAUAACAAAUUAGAUAGAUCCAUGCGUGAUGAUCAUGAAUCACAGGCCAUAAUGAAGAGCUUUGUGGUUAGCAGCUCCGAUCCUACAAAGCUUGAGAAAUUUUUGGCAUACAUGGCUCCUGCUCCUGAUGAGCUAUCGAAGGACAUUUACGAUGAAAAUGAAGAUAUAUCAUAUUGUUGGGUUAGGGAGUAUCACUGGGAUGUCAGAGGUGAUGAUGUUGAUGACCCUUCAACAUUCCUUGUUAAUUUUGAUGAUGAUGUUGCCCGAUAUCUGCCUUUACCAACAAAGCUUCUAUUAAAGAAAAAGAAGGCUAAAGAGGGAAGGUCUAGCGAUGAGGUUGAGCAUUAUCCUGUGCCUUCGAGAAUAACUGUGAGAAAAAGGGCAUCUGUUGCUGUUACAGAAGUGAUGGUGGAAUCUGGACAAACUUCUCUAAAUCAUGACAGGGUGGAUAUUCAAUACUCGAAGAAGGCAAGGUCUUUUAGAGAAGAUGAUUCUGAUGAUAGGCCUGAACGUACAGAGCAUUUUAGCGGGGAUGACAUUUCUGAAUAAUUUGAGCAUCGUGUGCUAUGCUAUCAAAGUCUGGAGUGCUAUUUUAGCCAUAUAUAUAUAUUAAUAUAUUUAUAUAUAUAUGGUCUUCAUCUUAACGCUAUGCCAGUGUAGACUUGGGUUGAAAUGGGCAUCCAAUGGCAUCACAAGGCAGAGGUGACAUGUUCUCAAUACUGAUGUCCAGUUUUAUGUCCUGGAAGGAAUGGAAGCGUAGAAAAAUCAAAUUGUUGCUCAUUCAUCUUUUUACUCAACGGUUUACCAUCCUAAUUUGAUUUUUCUUUGUUUCACAUUUAUGGCAUGUUCAUUAAAUUUUAUUUAUGUCCAAAAUGUAAGCUUGAAUUUCUCUGAAGAGACGCUCAGAUGGUUUGAAUUGCAUUGGUUGACCUGGAGAUUCUUUAUAGUUCAGAGAUUUCUAAAUAAUAUGCAAAUAGUUCACAGAAUUAGUUUUUUAA
This is a messenger RNA of Dendrobium catenatum, 2699 nucleotides long. RefSeq names its product protein PAF1 homolog. The transcript is spliced from 12 exons. Lineage: Eukaryota; Viridiplantae; Streptophyta; Magnoliopsida; Asparagales; Orchidaceae. Gene Ontology annotation, molecular function: RNA polymerase II complex binding; chromatin binding. Gene Ontology annotation, biological process: transcription elongation by RNA polymerase II. The record is from RefSeq and is a predicted model, not a curated record. Bases 178 to 2250 code for a protein of 690 amino acids. Gene Ontology annotation, cellular component: Cdc73/Paf1 complex.